GAUUCGAUAUGGCUGAAUUGAGUACUCAGGAGCCAUAAAUUUAUUUCAUUUUAGAAAAGCAUUUUGAAAAAGCAUUGAUUACUAAUACUUUCACAGAUGUUGCCUUGACAACCAUUUGAAACAAUUAUGGUCGCCGACUAGCCUGCAAUGAGUGUUUGACAACUCUUCGACGAUUUGACUAUAAAGAUGGAUUGUACGCAAUUACAACGCGUUGUAAUACGCUGCGUAUAAAUAUAAAAUGCAAACUGAAGCCUCUAUUUUACCAGUAGUACAACUUAAUGUGCACAGAACAAUCACUAGAAAAGAAAAACCUUGUUCAAAAGAUUCUGCAACACUGGAAUCCAAAAAGUUGUCUCCUUUUAGAAAUACAUUAUUUCCAUUGAGUAAAAAAUGCUUAAAUCCCUUGCUCGGUGCGCCAUAUAGAGGCACUAUGAAACAGCAAUCGCUGUCAGAUGAACCAAAAUCUGGUAACAAAAGUAUUUUUGGGCAAAGGGUAAUGUCAGCGAAAAUGCUUCGUUUUAAACAGUUACAAAAUCAAUUAGCCGAUGCACAUUAUCAUCUCAACGAACUAGCAAACGAAAACAGAUUAUUAAAAGCGUUACAAAAAAGACAAGAUUCUGCAUUAAGGCGUUAUGAAGGAGCAAAUGCUGAGUUACCAAGGCUUAUAAAUUCGCAUCACGAAGAAUUGCGAGUACUUCAAACAAAAUAUAAAAAAUUAAAGGAAUUACACAAAGAUACAUGUAACCUGCUGAAAGAAAGAGAAAAUGAACUUUAUUUUGCGAAUUCACAAAAUAAGCAUCUAUUGCAACUUAGUAAAGAUCGAAAUCUCGAAGAGAGAGAAAAAUUACAAUUACAGUUAACCGACAUGAAUUAUAAAAUGCAACAGCAACAAGAAACUAUUCAGCUAUUACACAGAAAACUUGCCCUUGGAACUAAGAGCUUGAAGCAUCAAUUACAUAUCGAGAUUUCUAAACAUAAAGAAACACAAAAGAACUUACAAGAGACAAUAGAGAAAUUGAAAAGUUUAGAAUUUUUAUUAGACAAUAGAGAAAAGAGAUUAUAUUGUAAUGGUCAAUUGCCAAUUUAUAAUAAAGAAAAAAAUCUAGGUAGCCAUUCUCUCACAAAUCUCAGCAUCUCUAAUCCAAUUAAAUCGUCUAAUAGAAGUAAAAGGAAUGAAAAUGGGCCAAAGGAUAAUUUGCCGUCACUUGACAUAUUGGAACCCAAUGCUGAUGAAAAAGUAACUCAGCCAAAUAAUGUUAAUCACAAUCAAUCGGUAGAUCAGUUAAAGUCAGAAACAAUGGCAAGUUUGCAACAAAUACGAAAGUUUCGUUUACAAAGAUCGUCACACAUGCGUAAAAAUGCUCAUUCCAUGGAUGACUUAAGAUUUAGGUCAAAAGAUUCUGAAAUGAAUGCGCAUGGUGAAAAAAUCACAUCGAUAGAUUAUAAAUCAAUAUUGGAGAGAGACGAAUUAAAUAACGAUCAAGGUGAAAGUGGCAAAUUAAGAAAAUUAUUUAGUAGAAUAAAAAAUCAAAAUACACAAAAACUGCAAAAAGAACUAAGGGCUGAAUUCGAUUAUUCAUCUGAUGACGGAGAAAGUGGGAACGCUUGUGAAUAUUACAUUCAGUCUUAUGAUACCCCACAAAAAUCUAGAGAGUUGUACGCAAGACUAAUUAACAGUACAGACGAUACCUCUGAUACUUUAGACGAUAUAAUGAAGAAGGUAAACAGCGAUGAGGAGGAAGAAGAAGAGUUAAGCACACGUCUAAUGGAAGAUUUAACGUUUCAAAAGCACAAGAGUAAAACAAAAUUAUUACAUCAUAAAAAAAAUGAUCUUUAUGAUAGCGGUUCUGAUGUUGAUUCCGAAGGAAAGAUAAAUAUAAGUGGAGAUUCUCCCAUUGAAUACAAAAGCAAUGACUUUCAAACUAGUUUAUCUAAGUUCGCUAAAGAGCAGUUCAGUAAAUCUUUUAAUGCUGUCACUCAUUUAGAACACAAUACUUUGGACAUCACAGAACAGUCGGUUGGGAGAUUAAAGGUUACACAGUUACCGAGAAUAUCUGAUAAUAUUUUGGAUGAUGUAAAUUUAGAAAAUGCAGAGAUUCCUCAACAAUCUUCAAACUCAAACAGAACAUGGCUGGAUAAAGGACAACUUUUGGAAAGUAACGGAAUGGACGACUCUUCUACAGACAUGAAAAAAGAUUGUAUAAAAAAAGAAGAAAUAAGAUACUUAGAAGAAAAGCCAAUAUAUGUUGACAUGUCACGUGAUAAGAUUUAUCAUGAGACAGACAAUGCAGUAUAUGAAGAAAUGAAAAAUUUGCCGAUAUCGGAAAGGAAGAAGAUUGAGAAGGACUCACAGGAAGCUUAUGGAAAGGAAUCUACGAUAAAUUUGGAUGGGAGCAUUCGGCCUGUGCAUAAUUUGGAAAAGGAAUAUUUUAAGCUCAAAGAGAGAGACGAAACAUCCAGUGUAAUGCGCCGUAGUGAUGAAGAAACAUCAGAUAAAACUGGUGUCAACAUAGAAACGCAAAAUAAACUGAACACUACAUUAGAUGUUGAUGUAUUGUCCAACAAUGUUCAUGUAUCUCAGACUGAGCAGAGUAAUGGCGCAAGGAGUGAGAUAACACAGGUAAAACAAACAAAUGAAAAGAAAAAAACAAUUAAUUACAACAAAGAGAAGUUGUUAGCCACAAUGAAAGCUAUCGAUGACAACGAAAAUAUUGAAUUCCUGAGCCAAGGAUAUAAGAAUCAUAAUGUGAAUAGAAUGCAGAUAAUGGAGAAUCUACAUCGUGGCUUACCAGCGCACUCAAAGCCGAAACGCGAUAUUAUUAGAGAUAUAUUUGAGGACAAUCCCAUAGAAAGUAAAGUCAGGGGCACUUGUAGCAAAUCUCAUUGAAGCAAUCACAUCAAAGAUCAUAAUAAAUAGCACAAAACUUAUAUUAUACUUUUGUCUCGCCUCCCUUAAUUCUACGAUGUAGAAUUUUACGUG
Mycetomoellerius zeteki is the source of this 2980-nucleotide messenger RNA. Its product is annotated as lebercilin. The transcript is spliced from 9 exons. Bases 239 to 2887 code for a protein of 882 amino acids. Gene Ontology annotation, biological process: intraciliary transport. Gene Ontology annotation, cellular component: axoneme. Lineage: Eukaryota; Metazoa; Arthropoda; Insecta; Hymenoptera; Formicidae. The record is from RefSeq and is a predicted model, not a curated record.